Messenger RNA from Nicotiana attenuata, 1436 nucleotides. Its product is annotated as suberization-associated anionic peroxidase-like. The coding region runs from base 73 to 1113 and encodes 346 amino acids. Gene Ontology annotation, biological process: response to oxidative stress; hydrogen peroxide catabolic process. The record is from RefSeq and is a predicted model, not a curated record. Gene Ontology annotation, molecular function: heme binding; peroxidase activity. The transcript has 3 exons. Lineage: Eukaryota; Viridiplantae; Streptophyta; Magnoliopsida; Solanales; Solanaceae.
AAGCAAACAAGAAAAUCAUCCCAAAAAAGCAAUUCCUCCUAAUUAAAAUCCUCUCUUUAAUUCACUUGAAUCAUGGGUUGUGGUGCAACUCAUUUGAGCUUGGCACUUAGCCUUAUGGCUCUUGCCCUAGCUGGCAUCUCUAUAUACAAGAACACAGAUGUAGCCACAGUUAUGAAAGAUUUUGAUGUCAAAAUGGAGUCAGAGAGCAAUAUUUUGGAGCAAAAUUCAGACAUGUUAUCUCAGGAAUUUUGCAUCUUUGCCGCUGUUGGAACAGUUGUGGCUCAAGCCAUUAGGAGAGAGAGACGAAUGGGAGCGUCUCUCAUUCGUCUCUUUUUCCAUGACUGCUUUGUUGAUGGAUGUGAUGGGGGAAUUCUUCUAAAUGAUAUUCCUGGAAGUUUCCAAGGAGAAAAAAGUUCGCCACCAAAUGAUAAUUCAGUAAGAGGUUUUGAGGUAAUUGAUCAGGCUAAACAAAGGAUAAAAAAUAUGUGCCCUGGCGCAGCUGUUUCUUGUGCAGAUAUCCUAGCCCUUGCUGCCCGCGACUCUGUUGCUUUGUUGGGAGGAAUACCAUACCCAGUGCGACUAGGCCGAAGAGAUGCAAGAACUGCAAAUUUCACUGGCUCAUUAACACAACUUCCUGCACCAUUCGACGAUCUCAACACCCAAUUAAAGAAAUUCAACGCAAAAGGAAUGUCAGCCAGGGAAAUGGUAGCGUUGGCCGGAGCACAUACAAUAGGUUUCGCGAGGUGCGUCACAAUGUGUAACGACAACAAUAUCAAUCGAGCUAUGAAAUCAACGCUAAAGUGUAAUUGCCCUGUCAAUAACAACGACACAAAUUUGGUACCAUUGGAUUUGGUAACUCCUGCUUUUUUCGACAAGGCUUAUUUCGAUGAUUUAAAUAGGAAUCAGGGACUACUGUUUUCGGACCAAGUGCUUACUGGGAAUAGUACUACUAAUGACUUUGUUCGAAGCUAUAGUAACAAUGGUUUUCUUUUCUUACGUGACUUCAAUGCUGCCAUGAUUAAAAUGGGGGACUUGCCUCCCUCUCCUGGCGCUCGAUUGGAAAUUCGCGACGUCUGCAGCAGGGUUAAUGGGAAUUCGAUCGCGGACAUGUGAAAAAAGAAAGAAAUUUAAAUUUUCUUUUAAAAGAACUUUGAAAGUUUUCACUUCUAUUUUCCUAAAUAAACGCUGACUUUAUGCUUGUCUUGAACGGAAAGUCUAUCAGAAGCAGUCUCUUUAUCUUUACAAGGUAGAAGUAAGGUUUGUGUACACAGUACCUCUUUCUAGACCUCAUUUGUAAGAUUACACUGGGUUAAUUUAUUGCUAUUGUUGUUGUUGUAUGUUGCUUGGCUUCUAUGUGUACCCUUUGUAUUUGGUUAUACAUGUAAUACAAAAUAACGGAAAUGUCCUUGUCCAUGGACCGUGGACGCACUAUCUUA